Messenger RNA from Xenopus tropicalis (tropical clawed frog), 527 nucleotides. RefSeq names its product acyl-CoA (8-3)-desaturase. The transcript has 5 exons. Bases 53 to 421 code for a protein of 122 amino acids. Gene Ontology annotation, molecular function: oxidoreductase activity. NCBI's taxonomy places the organism in Eukaryota, Metazoa, Chordata, Amphibia, Anura, Pipidae. The record is from RefSeq and is a predicted model, not a curated record.
CUCAGAGCAGAGGGGAUCCCAUAUAAAAGAAGGGAGAGGAUUACAGCUUGGAAUGAAGAAGAAGAAAUACAUGCCGUAUAAUCACCAGCACAAGUACUUCUUCUUCAUUGGGCCUCCAGCACUGAUUCCCGUCUAUUCCCAAUGGUAUAUUUUCUACUUUGCAAUACGGCGCAAGAAGUGGGCGGACCUGGCCUGGAUGAUUUCUUUCUAUGUGAGGUUUGGUCUGUGUUACAUCCCGUUCCUGGGAGUGAGCGGCACCAUCGCUCUGUUCAUGGUGGUUAGAUUUAUUGAGAGCAACUUGUUUGUGUGGGUCACUCAGAUGAACCACAUUCCAAUGAACAUUGACUAUGAUCCAUAUCCCAUAAUUCUCCCCUUUUCCUUUUUGCCUUUCUAUUUAGCCUCCUUUCAGUGGCGUAAGUAGAUAUUACUGGGCCCAGGCCUGGCUAUUUGAGGAUUCCCAGAGGGGCUGCUGUAAGAUGCCAUAGACAUUUAUUGACCCCAGCAGCUAACAAAUAUUACUCUGGGAG